AUGGCUUCCAUCUUCACUUUCCUCGCCUUCAUUGCCCUUCUCUCUUCCGCUGCUUCAGCCUUUUCUGGCAACUUUGAGCUCACAAAUAUCGUUGUCUCGUCACCCUUUCAAGCUGAUCCAACCUCGACUCAGAGCUCCUAUGUUCAAUUCGACUUCUGCGACCAAGAUACUCCAGAAAUUGGUACCGCUCACUGCUGUGUUGACUGGGCCGUGGGUCUGAGUCCGCCCACCUCUGCAAGUAACACCUGCGACAACAGCACCUUCGAUGUCCUGGUUACCUCAUGGCAUGGAGUCGGAAACCUGUCGUUGCGGUUGGCUCACCAGUACAUUGACAACAGUGUUGGUCAAGCUCCGUACAACGUCCUCACCAAGUUCUCUGACUUCAAUCUGACGUAUCCUGCUACCGAGCACUACCAAUGCGAUACGGGAAAUGCAGAGUGUGUGACCGGUGCCGGAGAAGUGAUCAUUGCCAAUGUCACCACCGCCAUUGCAUGA
This is a messenger RNA of Cladophialophora psammophila CBS 110553, 495 nucleotides long. RefSeq lists its product as uncharacterized. Bases 1 to 495 code for a protein of 164 amino acids. The transcript is spliced from 3 exons. Lineage: Eukaryota; Fungi; Ascomycota; Eurotiomycetes; Chaetothyriales; Herpotrichiellaceae. The record is from RefSeq and is a predicted model, not a curated record.